AAUUGCAUAAACACUCGGUAAAUAUGUUCGUAUAAGGAGCGUGUGGUUGGUAUGUUUGAAAUUAGUUCACGUACUCUAGGAUAAAUUUUCAGCUAUCACUCAUUUUGUGAGUUUAGAGAAGGAAGGAUGCGAGAAUUAUUAAUCAUUAGUUGACGUCACUAAUGAUUACAAAAAUGAAGUGCAAAUAUGUACAUUUACACAAUAAAAUUAAUUUCAGGUAAUUUAACAAAUUUUACAUACGGCCUGCAGACGGGAUGGAUGUCCCCCAUGACAAAACUGUUACAGUCAGAAUAUUCCCCGACUGGCAGAUCACUCACAGAUACCGAGAUAUCAUGGAUCGCUAGUGCACCAUGUCUAGCAGCUGUGUUUGGAGUUCUCCUAUUUGUUCAAAUUGUGGACAGGUGUGGACGAAAACAAGGAAUUUUGCUAAUAAUACUAAUUCAAGCGUUAACGUGGAUCAUUAAAAUGCUGCCACCCUCCACGUACAGCCUGGUCGCAGCGAGAGCGGCAAGUGGCCUGGCUGGGGGAGGCUGCUUCCACGUUGUCCCCAUGUAUGUCAAAGAGAUCGCUCAAGACAAUAUCAGGGGCACACUGGCAUCCAUAUUUAUAUUAGCACAAAGUGCAGGAAUUGUCAUAAUGUAUGCAAUGGGAGGAUAUUUAAAUUAUUACACGAUAUUAUGGGUCGUCAUCGGAAUUCCUAUAAUGGCGUUUGGAUUGUUCCUAAGAGCUCCAGAAUCUCCAGCCUAUUUAGUGAAAAUAGGGAAGGUGGAUGAGGCAGCCAGAACUCUGGCAUUCUUAAGAGGAAUGAACGCUGAAGACAAACAAAUUCAAUGCGAAAUUGACAUAAUGAAAAAAGACGAUGAUUACUAUAAGUCUAUACCUGAAAUAUCAAUGGUCAUUAUUCUCAAAAACAAGGUAUGGAGGAAGUCUUUUAUCAUCAUGCUGGUCAUUAUUGUGGGGCACGCGACGAAUGGUGCCUUCUCCAUAUUGACCUAUGCUGCAACUAUAUUAUCUACAUCUGGAGUUUCGAUGAGUCCAGAACUGCAAGCACUCAGCAUACCUAUAUGCAUGACCGUUGGCUGCCUUAUCACGUUUGUGACUAUCGACAGGCUUGGCAGAAAGCCUAUCUUGGUGACAACCUUUGCUACUUCAGCCUUAGGAUUUUGCUGCAUAGCAACAACAGGCAUUCUUCAGCAACAUGGCUGGACUACUCCCGGUUGGCUGAAUGUUGUGAUGCUGAUGUUGGUGGUCUGCAGCUAUGGUUGUGGUGUAUCUCCCAUCCCAUUUAUUGCAAUGUCAGAAAUAUUCAAUUUUCAGAUUAGAGCAAAACUAAUGGGAUAUUUAGUGAUGUUGGCAUGGCUUAUGUCCUUUUUUCAACUGUUAUCCUUCAGUGCUGUCACAAGCAACUUUGGUGUCAAUGUGAGCUUCUAUAUAUUCACGGCAAUAAACUUGAUUGGAGCCGUCUUUGCUAUAAUAAUGCUGCCUGAAACAAAUGGCAAGAGUGUUGAAGAUAUAGAAAGGAAACUGAAAGGAGAUUACAGUUAACAUAAUAAAGAAGAAACUAGGUUUAA
This is a messenger RNA of Trichoplusia ni (cabbage looper), 1571 nucleotides long. Its product is annotated as facilitated trehalose transporter Tret1-like. Gene Ontology annotation, cellular component: membrane. Gene Ontology annotation, biological process: transmembrane transport. The record is from RefSeq and is a predicted model, not a curated record. Bases 187 to 1545 code for a protein of 452 amino acids. NCBI's taxonomy places the organism in Eukaryota, Metazoa, Arthropoda, Insecta, Lepidoptera, Noctuidae. The transcript is spliced from 6 exons. Gene Ontology annotation, molecular function: transmembrane transporter activity.